UUCGCUAUCACAAUCCCCCAGCUCCCUCACCAGCCAUCCAUCAUCCACGCCCGCCAUGAAGCUGUCUUGGGGCUUCCUCUUCUCCUCGCUACUAUAUUGCUCGGCGUCGGCGUCGAGAGCGGGCCAUGCGUUCCUCUACGACCCCAAGACCACUGCUGCGUCUCAGCAGGUCACCCCCGAGACAGCUCGAUUGAUCCUCGCACAACGACUGGGGCUGUCACAGUUCCAUUCAAUCAAGCAUGCGAACGACGAGGUUAUUGAGCAGCUCAAUGCCUACGGAGGAAGACCGCAGCGACCUUUUGGAGACGAUAGCUUCAGGAACUGGGCCCAUGCACUGGUAUGGAUCGAGGAUGUCCGCGACGUGGCAGCUAUCAUCAAAGACCCGGCAGAGUACUCCGCCACCUUCACCAUAGCCGAGCCCCCAUGCUCGUCUGCCAACGACCGCUUGAUCCAAGAUAUGGUGUUGCAAGCCGAAUCUCUCCCUCGUAGACCUGACCCACGGCAAGACACUUACAACACCGGCCUUGUUGUCGAUAAACUCUUGGGCCAGCUCAAGCCCGUCGACACGUACAAUGACUACCUCACCGUCUUCCACGCAGACAAAACCCUGUCCGCCUCUUCUUCCGACCUCUCUAAUGCCCUCGCCCAACUCGUCUCCACAUCCGUUGACCAAGGCUUCUCUAUAACCGUUGUCCUCAUGCCCCCGCCCUCCUCGCACUCUAAGCGCGCUGCCCACCCCUACGGCACAUAUGACCUCCCUUCAUCUAUCGAAGCUCGCCGUGAGAAGUCCGAGGCUCUUCUUUCGCCCUCAUCUUCCCAACCCUCCACCACUCCACAAAACAUGUCCGCCCAAACCAUUGAGAAAUUCCCUGCUCUCUUCGAGUCAGGGCCCGUCCUUGGAAUACUUCCGCGAUGCUUUGAAUCGCUCUCGGAUUGCAAAAAGCAAACGCACAACUGCACGGGCCAUGGAAAAUGUGACCUCCUCCACAAAGGCGAGACGGGCAAAGAUGCAACGGUCCAGGACUGCUAUGGGUGUCGGUGUGACGCUACUGUCAUUGAUACUGAAGGUGGUGGAAGUAAGACAACAUACUGGGGAGGCCCCGCUUGCCAAAAGAAAGAUGUCUCGGUACCGUUUUGGUUGUUUGCCGGUAGUGGUGUGCUCAUGGCUUUCCUUAUCAGCGCAGGCAUCGGAAUGUUGUAUUCCAUCGGAAACGAGGAGCUGCCAAGCGUGAUCGGAGCUGGUGUUAGCGGACCAGUGAGGAAGUAGGGCUGGGCAAGUUCCCGGUCCGGGAAAUGAAGGUAUUGGAUUUGUAUAUCUGGUGUACGACAACAUUUUCGUUUUCUUUCUAGAAAGUGCAGGGAUUGUACCAUGUAUCAGGUUGUCUGCAGUGGGAUCCCCACAGGUUCAAUGGCGUCUAGUAGCGUUCGCAAUUUCGUC
Molecule: messenger RNA, 1438 nt
Organism: Lindgomyces ingoldianus
Lineage: Eukaryota; Fungi; Ascomycota; Dothideomycetes; Pleosporales; Lindgomycetaceae
Exons: 2
Coding region: 56-1267 (403 amino acids)
Cellular component (GO): endoplasmic reticulum
Source: RefSeq, a predicted model, not a curated record